This is a messenger RNA of Echinostoma caproni, 1002 nucleotides long. NCBI's taxonomy places the organism in Eukaryota, Metazoa, Platyhelminthes, Trematoda, Plagiorchiida, Echinostomatidae. The record is from the annotation of a GenBank genome assembly.
AUGUCCUACUGGUGCCACUCCCGUCCGAUGAAAAUGACACACGAGGAAGUCGGUUCGGACGGUCGGAGUACGCCCUAUGAGGAGUGUGAACCGAUUUACGCCUGGAUAUUCGCUCGCGCCGGAAUUCUAUUGGCCCCGCUGGUCGCUGAGCACUGGAAUCAGCCUCGACCUUGGACGAAUAGGCAGAUCAGUGUGUUCUGUCCCGCCGCCAUACAGGCGGACUAUUUGGAGGGCCUGAUGCAAAAAUCCCAGCUACGCAAUCAGGCCAAAAGUCAGAGCUGCCUAAACGAUUUGUUUAGCACGUUGUACUGGGUCUGGGGUCGGGCGCUUAUCGGAACAGAUCAAUCACGAAGUUCCAACGAUGCGCUCAGUUUGUCUCAACCUGCUCCAAGUGGUUCGCAACCGGAUUUGGAUGUUUCAGAAACACUGGCCUCGGCAAAUCACUUAUACAUUUUUGAUGCAAUACUGAAGAAGCAUAGUCACGUGCCUGACAAAGAGGAUGUGGAUGCUUCCGAUCACGGAUGUGGUUCUGUACCGGCCGAAGGAUUCUUUGGUAGUACCAAACGCCGUAUUAUUCCACCACGUCGACGGAAAACCAUCACAGGAUUGCAAUGGACCAAGAGUCCCGGGUCUGGCACAGUUGAUUCUCAGUCCGGUUCGCCUCUAACUCCUAACAAAUUUAACGGUCCGUUCCGAUCGAAUACAUUACGUCAAAAUGGGACCUCAGGACCUCUGAUGAUGAGCCAGGAUGCUCUUGUCCCCAGCCCCAGCCAUAGUGCUCUGCCCCGUUGGCGUCCUUGGGCCCCACAAAAUCUGGCACAAUUAAAUGCCCUGAACGACUUAACAACACAAGAUCGAGCGUAUCACGUCCAACUGUCCGGAUUUCAACCUCAGCAACAGCAACAACAAUUACGAGUGUUGGUGAUGGAUGAGGCCACCAAUCAAAUACAGUACCAAUCGUAUCCGCUACGACCAAAUCUGACCGUGAAUGAGCUNGAAUGA